CAAUAUUCUAAAAGGUCGGUAGUACAGGUCAGUAGGUAGUCUUUGAUCAGUCGGUCCUUAGUUUGGAAAAAAAUGGCGCGGCUGUUGAGCUGUUUGCUUUUGCUGGUAGCAGCGGUUUAUGGCCGACAUGAAAAAUACGAAGGGCAUCAGCUCUAUGUAGUCGCUGGAGCAUCCAAUGAGUUUGUUGAAUUAGAGGCAAAAUUAGACUUCCUUUCAAUAAAGCCUGCAGCAACUACAGCAUCAGGACAAGUGGAAGUACUCUUGAGACUGUCACCAGAAGAAAGAAAUGGCUGGCUUAAUUAUUUUCAGAGCAAACGUAUGCCCUAUACAUUAGUCGCUGAUAAUUUAGCUGAUAUAUUUCGGGAAGAGGAUUUGAAACAACAAGCUGCUAAGCUUAAAACUUCUGCUAAAAAUGGCAACAGCUCUAUGACAUGGGAGAGGUAUUACGACUAUCAAGAGAUCAAUGACUACUUGGACAGUCUUGCUGCAGAAUACCCCCAAAUAGUGACAUUAAUUAACGCCGGUUUAAGCUACGAAGGGAAACAGAUUAAAUACGUGAGAAUUUCGUCAAGUCGUUUUGAAGAUCUUCGUAAACCAGUCAUCGUAAUUGAUGCUACCAUACAUGCUAGAGAAUGGGUCACCCCUCCGGUUGCUUUAUAUCUAAUUCAUAAGUUGGUUGUGGAUGUGACAGACAGCGAUCUUGUGCAAAACAUUGACUGGAUUAUCAUUCCAAUGGUCAAUCCAGAUGGCUACGAUUAUUCAAUGAAAGAGGAUCGCUUAUGGCGGAAAACGCGAUCAACAGCACACGAAGGUAGCGACCAAUGCCCCGGUGUCGAUGGAAACCGUAACUUCGAUCAUUACUUCGGAACCAGACCUGCCAGCGCCGAUCCUUGCUCGAUUAUCUUUGAAGGUCCUGCUCCGUUCUCUGAACCAGAGACAAGAAUCAUACGAGAUGCAAUCUUGAGACAUUUAGAUAGAGUCCGGCUUUACAUCACAGUUCACAGUUAUGGAAAUAUGUUCUUAUACGCCUGGGGAAAUAAUGGAACUCUGCCAUCAAAUGGUCUCAUGUUGCAAGUUGUUGGUGUAACAAUGGCGCAGGCCAUAGAUAAACUAAAACUGGAUAAGGCACCGCUGUACAUCGUUGGAAACGCCGCUCAAGUUUUAUACUACACUACGGGUACAUCCAGAGAUUGGACUCGUGCUAUCGGCAUUCCUUACACUUAUACGUUGGAGCUCCCAGGAUAUGAAUACGAAUUUGUAGUGCCUCCAGAAUAUAUAAAACAGAUUGUCACUGAGACGUAUGCUGGCUUCGUAGCAGGGGCGCGAUACGUUCAUUCUAUUUAUAAUAAUUAAACAUUUUGUCUGAAUUUAUAAAAAUCUUCAAUGUC
This is a messenger RNA of Leptidea sinapis, 1388 nucleotides long. Its product is annotated as carboxypeptidase B-like. The record is from RefSeq and is a predicted model, not a curated record. The coding region runs from base 73 to 1353 and encodes 426 amino acids. Gene Ontology annotation, biological process: proteolysis. NCBI's taxonomy places the organism in Eukaryota, Metazoa, Arthropoda, Insecta, Lepidoptera, Pieridae. The transcript is spliced from 6 exons. Gene Ontology annotation, molecular function: metallocarboxypeptidase activity; zinc ion binding.